AUGACCUUUUUUUUAGAGGGCACAGCACACUUGAAAUACGUGAAAGACUCAAUGUAUCAAGCAACUGUCGCUAUUAGUGAAUUCUUACAACAAAUAACACCAAGUCUUGUUGUGUUAAAUGUCACACAAAAUGAACUCACAGUUCAAGUGUACAAUUUGAAUCGACCAGUUGAUUUGAUCCAAACAAAUGACGCCACGUACACCAAAAAUAUGGAUGACACUUUUACUAUAAAUCGUCCUUUUGAUUCCACCAAUCUCAAAAUAAUAUCCAUCGAUUUUUCAAAGUUGGCGAUGCCAAAAGUGAUAGAAAGAGUUGGGUACAUCGCAACAGCUACAACAGCUUUUCAACACUUCAAUAUGACAAAAUGUUUGUUUGUUGGAGGAGAUGUGAUUUAUUCAGAAGAGCAUCCAGUUAUGAAUCCAAUGAUGAUAUGGUACCUCUACAAAGUGAAUAGUAAAAACGAGUCUGAAGCUAUUGACCCAAUUAAGCCACAGAUAGUAACUAAAGAUGGUGAUGGAACCAACAUGUUUGGGAUGAUUUACAGCUCUGCGUUCUUUAUGUCACAAGACUUCAAACAAAUGAAGGUGAAUUUUGAAGUAAACUUUACUCUUGAUAUUGUGGAUAUCAAACUUUUGUUGAUAACAGAUGUAGAAAAAGCUGCCAAUGAAGAUGGAAUCGUUCUUAUUAAAAAUAACAUGACGUAUAAGUACACACAAGUGAAUAACACAGUUGCUCUUUUUGUUGCUAUGGAUAAAAGUUGUAAAGAAUUUUCAAACGCUAUAGCAAUCAGUUAUAGAAGUGCUCCUGGAGAUGUUCUAAAAAUUAAAGAUUCUUCUUUCGACUAUACGAAGAACUUCUAA
Entamoeba invadens IP1 is the source of this 861-nucleotide messenger RNA. RefSeq lists its product as hypothetical. NCBI's taxonomy places the organism in Eukaryota, Evosea, Mastigamoebida, Endamoebidae. Bases 1 to 861 code for a protein of 286 amino acids. The record is from RefSeq and is a predicted model, not a curated record. The transcript has a single exon.